This is a messenger RNA of Melozone crissalis (California towhee), 3421 nucleotides long. RefSeq names its product hyperpolarization activated cyclic nucleotide gated potassium channel 3 (gene HCN3). Gene Ontology annotation, molecular function: voltage-gated potassium channel activity. Gene Ontology annotation, cellular component: membrane. NCBI's taxonomy places the organism in Eukaryota, Metazoa, Chordata, Aves, Passeriformes, Passerellidae. Gene Ontology annotation, biological process: transmembrane transport; potassium ion transport. The record is from RefSeq and is a predicted model, not a curated record. The coding region runs from base 1 to 2784 and encodes 927 amino acids. The transcript is spliced from 8 exons.
AUGGAGGCGGCGCCGCGGCGGAGCCCCGAGCCGCGGGAGAAGCCGCCGGUGCUGGACGGGGAGGCGGCGGGGGCGCCCGCGGGGGCGUCGGGCGCGGCCCCGGCCUCGCCGGCGGCGACGGAGCAGAUCGUGGCGGAGGGCGAGGCGGCGGCGGCGGGCACCUUCGUGCAGCGGCAGCUCGGGGCGAUGCUGCAGCCCGCCGUGAACAAGUUCUCGCUGCGCAUGUUCGGCAGCCACCGGGCCGUGGAGAUCGAGCGGCAACGGGUGAAGUCGGCGGGCGCCUGGAUUAUCCAUCCCUACAGCGACUUCAGGUUUUACUGGGACCUCAUCAUGCUGCUCCUGAUGGUGGGGAAUUUGAUCAUCCUGCCCGUGGGCAUCACCUUCUUCAAGGAUGAGAACACCCCUCCCUGGAUCGUUUUCAACGUGCUGUCGGACACUUUCUUCUUGGCUGACCUGGUGCUGAACUUCCGGACGGGCAUCGUGGUGGAGGACAACACGGAGAUCAUCCUCGACCCUCACACCAUCAAGAUGAAGUACUUGAAGAGCUGGUUCCUGGUGGACUUCAUCUCCUCCAUCCCUGUUGACUACAUUUUCCUCAUUGUUGACCUGGAGACCCAGGUGGACUCCGACGUCUACAAGACGGCGCGGGCGCUGCGCAUCGUGCGCUUCACCAAGAUCCUCAGCCUGCUGCGCCUGCUGCGCCUCUCGCGCCUCAUCCGCUACAUCCACCAGUGGGAGGAGAUCUUCCACAUGACGUACGACCUGGCCAGCGCCGUGGUGAGGAUCUUCAACCUCAUCGGGAUGAUGCUGCUGCUGUGCCACUGGGACGGCUGCCUCCAGUUCCUGGUGCCCAUGCUGCAGGACUUCCCUGAGGACUGCUGGGUCUCCAAGAACCACAUGGUGAACGACUCGUGGGGCAAGCAGUACUCGCACGCCCUGUUCAAGGCCAUGAGCCACAUGCUGUGCAUCGGCUACGGGCAGCAGGCGCCCGAGGGCAUGACCGACGUGUGGCUCACCAUGCUCAGCAUGAUCGUGGGGGCCACCUGCUACGCCAUGUUCAUCGGCCACGCCACCGCCCUCAUCCAGUCGCUGGACUCGUCCCGCCGCCAGUACCAGGAGAAGUACAAGCAAGUGGAGCAGUACAUGUCAUUCCACAAGCUGCCCGGGGACACGCGCCAGCGCAUCCACGAGUACUACGAGCACCGCUACCAGGGCAAGAUGUUUGAUGAGGAGAACAUCCUGGGGGAGCUCAGUGAGCCCCUCAAAGAGGAAAUCAUCAACUUCAACUGCCGCAACCUGGUGGCCAACAUGCCCCUGUUUGCCAACGCCGACCCCAACUUUGUGACAGCCAUGCUGACCAAGCUGCGCUUCGAGGUCUUCCAGCCUGGCGACUUCAUCAUCCGCGAGGGCACCGUGGGCAAAAAGAUGUACUUCAUCCAGCACGGCGUGGUCAGCAUCCUCACCAAGGGCAACAAGGAGACCAAGCUGUCUGAUGGCUCCUACUUUGGGGAGAUCUGCCUGCUGACGCGGGGCAGGCGCACGGCCAGCGUCAGAGCCGACACCUACUGCCGCCUCUACUCCCUGGCCGUGGACAACUUCAACGAGGUGCUGGAGGAGUACCCCAUGAUGAGGAGAGCCUUUGAGACCGUGGCCAUGGACCGCCUGGACCGCAUAGGCAAGAAGAACUCCAUCCUGCUCCGCAAGCGAGCCGAGCACAGCUCGGGGCCCCUGAACACCGAGAUGAUCCAGCAGAUCGUGAAGCACGACCAGGACAUGGCCCACAACAUCCAGGACCUGCAGCAGAUGGCGAUGGGCCGGGAGCUGAGCGGCAAGCCGGUGAUUUGGGAGCCCCUGGUGCACGCACCCCUGCAGACAGCGGCCGCCACCACCAACGUGGCCAUCGCGCUGACCCACCAGCACAGCCUGCAGGCUCACAUCUUCCUGCCGCCCUCCUCCAUCUCCAGCCCGCUCUCUCCCGAGGCCACGCUGCUCACCAAGCCCGUGCGCCGCUCCCAGCCCAGCCUGGGCGGCUCCCGGCCCUCGUCGGUCAGCUCGCCCUCCGGGGCUCCGUCGCACCUGCAGACACCGGCCGCCGCUUCGCCUUCCUCGCCCAUGGUCCAGCCCCUGGAGAGCGGCGGGGCCCAGAGACCCAGCUCGGGGGCUCAGCCGCUUCCCCGCUCGGCGCAGAGGGCGGAGAUGGCAGCGGGGCCCAAGCAGCCCCCGGGCGGCCCCCAGCCCCAGCUCUCCCGCUCCCGCGGCGCCUCGGUGUCCACCUCGCUGCUGCAGCAAGCGGCGGGCGCUGCGUCCCCCAGCUCCGAGCAGGCGCUGCCGCCGGGGAGAACGCUGCACUACAGCCUGUCCCGAGCCACCGGCUCGCACAUCUCGCUCCUGAUGCAUCCCCAGCAGCUGGUGAAGCACAGGAGCAUCCAGGGGCUGCCGGUGGGGCGGCUCACCCAGGAUGUCCGGCUCCUUUCUGCCUCGCAGCCUUCCCUUCCCAACAAAGUGGCGCAGCAAGCCGACGGGAGCUCCUUGAAGCAGGGCAGGAAAUCCGCGGGGAACCUGGCCCGCAGAUCCUCGCCCUCGGUGGCCGGACUGCUGGCCAAGCCGUGCUCGGGGGUGGCCGCGCACUCGCAGCCCCCGGGGUCGCUGCCUCAGCCCGGCCGCUCCACGCCGCAGUCCCCGGGCCCCGCGUCCCGGCCGGCGGCCGCUCCCUCCCGCAAGGGCUCCGUGGCCUUCAGCCCCGAGGUGGAAACGGCGAAGCCCAAACUCCCGUCCAACAUGUGAGUCCUGUUGGCGGCCGCACGGGCAGGAGGGAGCCGGGAGAAGCAGAGCGCCAGCCCCGCCGGCUCGGAGGGAAAAUGAGGUGAGAGGCAGCAGCCGGGGCCAUGGAGGGGCUGUUUCAGGCACGGGGACACGGCAGGGAUGGGCAUGGGGCCGGCUGGAUGAGGAGGGGGCUCUGCUGACUGCCCCUCCUUGCUCAUCACCGUCUGUGAGUUCUGCCCUCCUGCCGGAGGCAUAGGGCAGGUCAGAUUGCCCGAACUCUGGCCUCUCUGGGGAGCUCAGCUCCCCAAAACUGCCCCUCGGGGGCUGGGCCCCCCACGCUCUGUGCCGUGUGUCCCACAGCCUGUCCUCAGGGCCAGGCUGAUGAUGGCAGCUCCUCCAGCUUGUCCUCUGUCACAGCAGGGGCUGCCCGAUGCCCACGUCUGUCCCCAGACUGCUCUGCCCAGCCCCUGCCCAGCCCCUUUGCCUUCGGGGAGAGCAGGCAGAGGCACCCCCUGGUUCCUCUGCCAGGGUGGAGGCAGGAGGCUGGAGCCCAUGGCAGGGGCAUGGGGGCCCAGGGGCAGCGCUCCCCCUUCCCAGAGUGCCAGGACCACCUGGGGGUCCUGGGCAGGGCUCCCCUGGUGUGACGAGUGCCAAGGGG